Messenger RNA from Tachysurus fulvidraco (yellow catfish), 4515 nucleotides. It is a transcript of the gene dnajc16, whose product is annotated as DnaJ (Hsp40) homolog, subfamily C, member 16. The transcript has 15 exons. Lineage: Eukaryota; Metazoa; Chordata; Actinopteri; Siluriformes; Bagridae. The record is from RefSeq and is a predicted model, not a curated record. Bases 339 to 2687 code for a protein of 782 amino acids.
GCUGUAUUCGCUCACGGUCAGAUUGCGUACUAGCGUCCUAAAUAGUGUGGGGAAUCCAGUUACACCGCAUUAAGUACCCAUAGACUCUAUGGUGGCGAUUGCGUCCUAUUUUACAUACUAAUUAGUAGGCUAGUAUGUUAGUAUGUAGCGCGCGCGCCACACACAGCAUCCGAAGCAUCAGUGAAGCAGCGGUGAGGAUGAGCAUGAUGCUAACAGAUGUCGAACAUCUUAGCAACAGAAUGCGUUUUUAGCAAGAUUUAGUAUGACAACCUGCUUAAAAUACACGUUUGAUCCUGAAUUUCAUCUCCUGCCUGGAAUCUGUGGUUAAACUCACGACGAUGCUGUGCUCGAAGCUUCGGUUCGUGCUGAUCCUCUGCAUCCUUUUGGCUGGAGCUCAGGGAGACAGUGAAGAUUUUGACCCCUACAAGAUCCUGGGAGUCACCAAGAGUGCAAGUCAGGCCGAAGUCAAGAAGGUCUACAAACGCCUCGCUAAAGAAUGGCAUCCAGACAAAAACAAGAGCCCAGAAGCAGAAGACAUGUUCAUUAAGAUUACCAAAUCCUAUGAGAUUUUAUCUAAUGAAGAAAAAAGAGCCAAUUACGAUCGAUACAAGCAGACCAACUCCCAGCCUUAUGGGCCUCAUGGCUUCCGUCACUUCCACAACAACUUUUACUUCGACGAGUCCUUCUUCAACUUCCCCUUUAACAGCAAGGGCAGCCGUGAUUCUACCGAUAGCAAGUACACGCUGCACUACAACCAGUAUGUCAACGAAGUCGUACCUGACAGCUUCAGAAGACCGUAUCUGAUCAAGAUCACCUCAGACUGGUGCUUCAGCUGCGUCCAAAUGGAUCCCGUGUGGUGGGAGGCGGUGCAUGAGCUCGAGCCUCUCGGUGUAGGAAUAGGCGUGGUCGACGUCGGCUAUGAGAGACGCCUGGCGAAUCAUCUGGGCGCUCACCGAACUCCGUCUAUACUCGGCGUCAUCAACGGAAAAGUGGCUUUCUUUAACUACGCUCUGGCCAAGGAGCACCUCAUGCAGUUUGUAGAGGACCUGCUCCCUCAGAGACUGGUGGAGAAAGUCACUGACCGGAAUGACCGCGACUUCCUAAAGAGCUGGUAUGAUGUUAACAAGCCCCACAUUCUGCUUUUUGACCAAGUGCCUGCGGUUCCUCUGCUGUAUAAGCUGACUGCGUUUGCCUAUAAGGACUAUGUCCAGUUUGGUUACGUGGACCAGGGUCUGUCUGAGACGGCCAACUUACUCAAGCAGUACAACAUCAACACUUACGCUCCAACUAUGCUGGUCUUCAAGGAGAACACGGAUAAACCGGCCGACAUUAUCCAGGCUAAAGGGAUGAAAAAACAAAUAAUCGACGAAUUCAUCUCCAACAACAAAUUUCUUCUUGCCCCUCGUCUUGUGAAUCAGAAGGUCUUUAACGAGCUUUGCCCCAUCAAGCAGUUCCACCGGCGCAGAAAGUACUGUGUUCUUCUCAUCACUGGGGAGGAGGAAGUCUUCGCCCCAGGAAACAAAGCUUUCUUGUCUUUGGCCUCGGCGAACACUGAGGAGGUUGUCCGCUUCGCGUAUGUGUACCAACGCCAGCAGCAGCCUCUGUGUGCUGCGCUGCUGAAGAACAGAGACACUCCACCACAAGUGGUGAUCCUAGAGCGGCGUAACGGGGCCGGUAAAGUUCUCUACAAGCCCUUCCAGGGUGGCUGGAACGGCAGUGAGGAGGACAAACACAGGCUGCUGGAGGAGCUGGAGCGGCUGCGGAAAGACCCCUCCAUUCUUACCCACGAUGCCUUUCUGCCUGAACUCAAUAAUGAGUUCGCCUCAAUGUUUUUAAUCAGGUGGAUUUAUUCAGCGUUCGACUAUUUGUCUGAAAUUAUCGACGAUGUUCUCCACAAUAAUUGGCGUGAAAUGAUGCCUCUGCUGUCUCUGAUAUUCUCGGCACUGUUCAUCCUGUUCGGCACAGUGAUCAUCCAGGCUUUCAGCGAUUCUGGUGAGGAGAAACCGAUAAAACCAAAAGCAAAAGAAGCAGCAAACACCCAGAAUGGCUCACCAAGCACUGCCAACACUUCCAGCCGCCCACCAAAGAAGAACUUCGUGGAGGUGACCGAGUUAACGGACAUCACUUACAUCAGUAAUUUAGUGAAGCUGAGACCAGGCCACAUCAACGUGGUGCUGGUGCUUACAGACGCAACCAAAAACGUUCUGCUCAGCAAGUUUGCCAAAGAGGUUUACUCCUUCACUGGGAGCCAGACGCUGCAUUUUUCCUUCCUGAAUGUGGACAAGCACAACGAGUGGAUGUCCACCCUGCUGGAAUACGCACAAGACGCCAUGCAGCUGGAGGCAGACGAGGAGGAAGAGGCCAGCAACCGCAAGACGGACUACACGGGAUACGUGCUGGCUCUCAACGGUCAUAAGAAGUACCUGUGUCUGUUCAAGCCAGUGUACACGGGCGAGGACGCUAACAGCAGGCCAGAGGAGGAGGCAGGGAGCUCCAGAUCCAGGUCAAGCUCCAGAGAUGAACACCAGCAUAGGAAAGGAGGGGCACGCUCGCGCUCCACCACUCUCCACAUCCACCACAAACUGGACCGCCUGGGCCUGUGGAUGGAGCGGCUGAUGGAGGGAACCCUACCUCGCUACUACAUCCCAGCCUGGCCAGGCCUGGACAAGAUCACGGUCAAUAAGUAGAGCUGGGAAUCGUUGCACGUGUCGAACAGAGACAGCGUUGGUUCUUUUGGGAACAGUUUCACGUUGCUCCAAUUGUGGUGUGACUCUGGGUGGCGCUGUAGGUAGACUUCAUGACCUCAGAGCUCAGACUUUAACCUUACACAGAUGCUGUAAAUGACCCGAGUCUAACAGUAGCUCCAUUAAACCAUGAUGCUGCACCAUAACUACAGAAUGCUGCGCUGGCUCCAUUAAUACAUGACCAAAAUGAUGCAACACCAGGAAAAGUCCUCUCUGAACAAAUCCUGAGUUAAAACAGCUGUCAUCGAUGCUAGAGGUUUCCUGUAUUACCCACAAUGCCGCUGGACUACCUGCUUAUAACGGUUCAUGAAAUGCUUAAACACUAGUAGUGAACAUCGCUGGAACGUGUCGAUUGGGAAAAUAAGCUCUUGUCGAUUUAUUUAUUUAUUUCAGAACUAACAGUGUUACGUUAUCCCUUAUGUUUUGGGAUCGUUAAAAGUGGAGUCUAGAAUAAAACACUGUUGUAACUGCUACGCCAGCAAUAACAGUGUCUUUCUGUGACUUCAGCGCAGAACCCAAAUCAUACAUAUUGUGUUUCAGGGUGGAGAUUUCCUUAAGAUGUGAACUGAAAGCUUUCUGUAGUCGGCAAAUGCCUUUAACACACACACACACACACACACACACACACCUUUGGGGCGAAGCCGUGGAUUUCAGUAGCUAUAAGGCUUUACCUGAUCCUCCGCACACUACAGUCACUUUCACCUGGUAAAUGUAGCAUGAACUUUAUAAAAAAAAAAAAAAAAGAGUAAGAAGGCUCUUAUUUUUUAAACUUUUUUUUUUAUUUAAACACGUGAAACAGUAAUUGUUACUAUAUCUAAUGAGUAUAUCAGUAUUAAACAUACACACACACUAUAUAUAUAUAUAUGUAUAUAUAUGUGUGUGUGUGUGUGUGUGUCCAUUCUAUCCUGAACAGAAGGAUCUAGAAAACAGUGUCUUGCUUGUGCAAUAAGACGAAUUUGCCUUGAACCCGUUUCGUUCCAUGUGAAUUAUCCCUGCUGUAUUUUGCGUUCCUGACUGCAUCGGGGCAUUUAGCAUGGAGUCAGAUGUUCCUUAUCCAGUAAUAUUAACUCCUUGUUAUUCCUGUUCUAUAAGAAAGAUUCCACGAUAGUAUUAUAUAUUUUCCUUUCAGGCAGGACACACUAUAGCAUUUAGCACGGCGAGUGUGUACGAGAAACUCCCAGUGCUCGAUAGCUGAUUAAAAACAAGCUGCCUAGCUUGACUAUAGUAUUCAUAACCUGUCCUUCUUCACCUUUAGGAAACUUCGUAGCUGCUUCUGUGCCUUUUUUCCCGUUGUCGGACAUCUCCUUUCCGUGGAACGAGCUUUGGAUGAUUUUUUUUUUUUACAGCAUGAUAAUCCAAAUCCAGUCUUCCAUCCCAGAAAAGUUUUUAGCUACCACAGGGCUACCAGACAGAUGCAUUAUUAUCUCACCAAUGUGCUGUUCAGUGGUCAUUAACGUGUACACUGCUGUUAUUUAGAGAUUAUCGGAUCUGUGUUGCCGUGAUGUAAAUAAGCUCAUUUCUGUCAUGUGUUUAACGUUUAUUCGUCACGAUUUGACGAGUAAUAUCUGUAAAGUCCAUGUGUAUAUCUGCUUGGUAGGGUUAAUAGAAUAGAAUAAAGUUUAUGUGGCCUGUUUUAUUUAUUGUAAAAAAAAAAAAAAAUUCUGAAAUGUAGAGCUUAUCAGAAAAAAAAUUAAAACAUUGAAUUUUAUUUCCAUAACUGAUGUGUACCGAUGUAUCUUUUUUUAUUAUUUAAAUGUUUUUUUUUUUUUAA